This is a messenger RNA of Cajanus cajan (pigeon pea), 773 nucleotides long. It is a transcript of the gene PSAN, whose product is annotated as photosystem I reaction center subunit PSI-N, chloroplast, putative / PSI-N, putative (PSAN). Gene Ontology annotation, cellular component: chloroplast photosystem I. The record is from RefSeq and is a predicted model, not a curated record. Gene Ontology annotation, biological process: photosynthesis. Lineage: Eukaryota; Viridiplantae; Streptophyta; Magnoliopsida; Fabales; Fabaceae.
UACUAACGCUACAAUUGUCGUGUCACUCCUUACCACAAAUUUUAAGCCUCAAAUACAGCCACUAGGACUAAGCACCCCAUUUUCCUUGCUAACUUUGGAUCAACCAUGUCUGCCAUGAACUCUAGCACUGUCUUGGCCUGUAACUACGCCAGAUCAGGAUGUUCCGACCUCAACACAAAGCUCACUUCCAUGCCUUCGCUUGCAUCACCACCAGUAUCUUGUCUCAAGUUGCCUGUGAUCAAGGCUCAGCAUGCUAAAGUCUCUGAAUCUAAGUCAAACGAUGGAAGGAGAAGUGCCCUUGUUUUCUUGGCAGCUACCCUUUUCACCGCUGCAGCCACUUCUUCUGCCAAUGCUGGGAUCAUUGAAGAAUACCUUGAAAAGAGCAAGGCCAACAAGGAACUGAAUGACAAGAAAAGGUUAGCCACAACUGGGGCCAAUUUUGCAAGAGCAUACACUGUGGAAUUUGGCACUUGCAAGUUCCCUGAAAACUUCACUGGUUGCCAAGAUCUAGCUAAGCAAAAGAAAGUGCCAUUUAUUUCCGAUGAUUUGGAGCUUGAAUGUGAAGGAAAGGACAAAUACAAGUGUGGUUCUAAUGUUUUCUGGAAAUGGUGAAAGGGGCAACAUUUCCCUCUAUCAAAAUUCUCCUUGACAACACGCCAUAAGUUUCUGCUGUAUUGUAAUUGUUAUUAUUGCAGUUGAUGAUGUUCUCUGUUGGCUGUAAAUUCAAAAAGUGAGAAACUAAAUGGAACUCGCCUCUCUUUUAUUUGCGUCAA